This is a messenger RNA of Euleptes europaea (tarantolino), 1922 nucleotides long. RefSeq names its product protein phosphatase 1 catalytic subunit beta (gene PPP1CB). Gene Ontology annotation, molecular function: protein serine/threonine phosphatase activity. The record is from RefSeq and is a predicted model, not a curated record. Gene Ontology annotation, cellular component: nucleus; cytoplasm. Gene Ontology annotation, biological process: regulation of circadian rhythm; circadian regulation of gene expression. Lineage: Eukaryota; Metazoa; Chordata; Lepidosauria; Squamata; Sphaerodactylidae. The coding region runs from base 29 to 1012 and encodes 327 amino acids. The transcript has 8 exons.
GCCCGGGACCGAGUCCAUCGGCUACAAAAUGGCGGACGGGGAGCUGAAUGUGGAUAGUCUCAUCACUCGGCUGCUGGAAGUGCGAGGAUGUCGUCCUGGCAAGAUUGUGCAGAUGACAGAAGCUGAAGUUCGGGGCUUGUGUAUAAAAUCACGAGAAAUCUUUCUUAGCCAGCCCAUUCUCCUGGAACUAGAAGCACCAUUGAAGAUAUGUGGUGACAUUCACGGUCAAUAUACAGAUUUACUUCGAUUGUUUGAGUAUGGGGGAUUUCCACCUGAAGCCAAUUAUCUUUUUCUGGGGGAUUACGUGGACAGAGGCAAACAGUCCUUGGAAACCAUCUGCUUAUUACUUGCGUAUAAAAUCAAAUAUCCAGAGAAUUUUUUCCUCUUGAGAGGAAACCAUGAGUGUGCUAGUAUUAAUCGCAUCUAUGGAUUCUAUGAUGAAUGUAAACGGCGAUUUAAUAUCAAACUUUGGAAGACGUUUACAGACUGCUUUAAUUGUCUGCCUAUUGCAGCUAUUGUAGAUGAGAAGAUUUUCUGCUGUCAUGGAGGGCUGUCUCCAGAUCUGCAGUCAAUGGAACAGAUUCGAAGAAUUAUGAGACCCACAGAUGUUCCUGAUACAGGCUUGCUGUGUGACCUGCUGUGGUCUGAUCCAGACAAGGAUGUGCAAGGAUGGGGCGAAAAUGACCGUGGAGUCUCCUUCACUUUUGGAGCAGACGUGGUCAGCAAAUUUUUGAAUCGUCAUGAUUUGGACUUGAUUUGUCGAGCUCAUCAGGUGGUUGAAGAUGGCUAUGAAUUCUUUGCUAAACGACAGCUUGUUACCUUAUUUUCCGCUCCUAAUUAUUGUGGAGAGUUUGAUAAUGCUGGUGGGAUGAUGAGUGUGGAUGAAACUUUGAUGUGUUCUUUUCAGAUUCUGAAACCAUCUGAAAAGAAAGCAAAGUACCAGUAUGGUGGACUGAAUUCUGGACGUCCAGUCACUCCACCUCGCACAGCUAAUCCACCGAAGAAGAGGUGAAGAAAGGAACACAUUAGAACAACCAUCAGAUCUAUAAAGGACAAAACUCCAUAUAUACAGUAUAUAAUAAGUGUGCACUGUAAAACCAUCCAGCCAUUUGACACCCUUUAUGAUGUCACAUCUUUAACUUAAAGAGACGGGUAAAGGAUCUUUAAUAUUUUCUAGUUGACUGAUGUGCAACACUGUAUUGUAACAAGUAUACUCCAAUAACCAACAUAGAGUCAAAUCAGAUCUAAACAAAUUCUUUUGGUUGCAUAAUUCUCAUCAGUUUUAAAGUUGACCAACAUCCCAAUUUAAGCUUGAUGUAAUAGCUAAACCAGAUGAGAGCAUGAUGUUUCAUUUGUGUAAUGUGGUCUUACUGUUGCUUGACUGCUUUUAUUUCUAUUAUUUUGUAGGUAGAAUGAUGGCAAAGUAUCUAGCAAUGUUCCCUGACUGAAAAUGAAUUGUGGCAGGGAUUUUUUUUAAGGCAGCUGCCACUGUUUCCCCUCUUCCAGUACUCCUGCUAACUUAAUACGUGCCCCUCUGACAGGAGUAUAGCAUCUAAAGAUAAACCACAUCCAAGCUAGUUAACUUGAAUAAAGUGCCCUGCUUGGAAAAUCCAACAGUCAAUAUUUUCUGAAGAACUAAACUUUCAUUUUAUCGUAGAUUUCCACAGAAUGACUUCGUGCACCGCACCAUUUUAAAUUAACACUCAUGAUGGCACUUCAUUUUACUAAAAUAGGACAAGAAUGGUAUUAUUAGUUGGUAACUUGAUUAAGUGGUACCUUGCAUUAGAUUUUAUUAGCAUGAAACACCUUUUUGGCAUGCUUAGCUUCCUGGUAAUGCCAUACUUGCAUUAAAUUGCAUCUUGCAUAGCUCACCGAAGAUCCUCCUUUGACAAGCCUUGAAAAGCUAGCCCUCUUCUUCCCCU